Molecule: messenger RNA, 2329 nt
Organism: Coregonus clupeaformis (lake whitefish)
Lineage: Eukaryota; Metazoa; Chordata; Actinopteri; Salmoniformes; Salmonidae
Gene: sh2d5
Product: SH2 domain containing 5
Exons: 12
Coding region: 457-1677 (406 amino acids)
Cellular component (GO): postsynaptic density
Source: RefSeq, a predicted model, not a curated record
AGAAUAGUCAACAUGGUCACGGACAUGCUAGAGAAAGAUCAGGAAUGCGCGUCUCGUUGGGCGUCAGCUUGAUGGUGAGGUAACAUGGACUGGGAGGGGAAAUCAGAGUUUGGAACUGUGGCACGGGGUCCGGAGUACAAGAGUGCGGAGGUGAAAAGAGCCUUGUUGUGGCCCUAAAACCAUGACUGAUGUCUUGAGUGGCACCUUUCGAAACCCCCACUUCUCCUUAUAUGGUUCCUUUCGAAACGUCCACUCCUUUCGAAACCCCCACUUUUCCUGAGAGAUGACAUAUCAGUAGGUGGCAGCAUACAGACCCUGAGGGAUGACUGCUCUGAGAGAUGAUGUUGCAGCUGGACCCCUCCAAUUUUCCCCGCCUGCUAAGCAUUCAAAAUAACUCAGGGGAACUCCUCCAGAAACAGCAGGAUAAAGAAGUAGGCCAAUUUAGGAGUGAGAAGGAUGGGUGAGACACCGGUCAGGGAUGAUGGCACAGUUACAAGGUCAGCUGAGUAUGUUGGCUCUUUUCACGUGGACGACUGCUGUUUGGACGAUCAGAUGCAGCAGUUGCACACACAGCUCAAGACUCUCAAAACAUGUAAGAAAAGGAGGUCUGUGUCCCUGAAAUUUUCCAUCAAAGGGGUGAAGGUGUAUGAUGAAGAUGAGACGACCCUCCUCAUGGCCCAUGCUCUACGAAGGGUCUCCCUUUCCACUGCCCGCCCCUCGGACGGCCAGUUCGCCUUUGUUUCCCACAACCCAGGCAGCCCCGAUGCCCAGCUAUACUGCCACCUUUUCAAGGCUAGGCAUACCAGAGCAGCCCAGUUCCUGAACCUGUUGCUGUGCCGCUGUUUCCAGCUGUCCUACCUGGAGAAGCACCCAGAGGAGGCACAGGAUGAGUCUGUCGGCCCACUGCCCAGCCGUGCCCCCUCCCUCCUCAACCAGGGCUUCCCUCUCAGUGUCAGUGCCCUUGUGUCGUUCCGAAGGGCCCCCACUCAGGGCUUACUCCCAGGGGAAAAGGUCUUCCCAUUGAAGAACAACAGAACAACUGAGGAACAACUGAGCAGCCAAGAGGAGGUCUUCACCUCCUCUCCUUCCCUGGUGCGCAAGAGAGCCAUCCGCAACAAAGUUCUGCGCUCAGGGGCCUAUCGCUCCUUCACUUACAGCCCUCACAAACAACGCCACCUCCAGGAUCUACUAAACUCUCCACAAGGAAAGGGGCAGGACAAAAUGCCAGUGAGGAGAGCCCGGGCCCCGAGCCUUGCUGAAACAGAAGAAGCUCUGGCUCAAGCAGUGUGGUGUUGGGCUGGCAUCACCACUGACAGCAGCUCCUCCCUGCUUGCAGAGGAUGUCCUGGGGUCAUACCUGUUAUGCCCCAAUCCUAAGAGACCUGGCUGUGGCUCUCUCAUAAUUCGUUUCUCUUCUGGACUGGUCACCCACCUAGUAGACAACACCUCCAAUGGGAAAUACCUGCUUGAGAACUGCCACAUAGAAUUUAGCACCAUUGCUGCCUUGAUAGACUACUACACAGAUAUCAAGGGGGAGCUUGACUGUCCGCUGAGUUGUGCCCGUGUGAACCACUGCUAUGAGUGGGAGGAGAACGUUGGUAAGGCACUGCCUUUAGCCCUACACCAAGGCCUCAAAAGAAAGAAUGCAAAAUAUACCCAGAGGAAACAAUGGGUUUAAAAGCCAUUUCUGAUCAUUGGAUUAAUCGAUGUAUCCCAUUCUCAAAGAGACACUGACCAUAUGUUACACUGACAUCUUCUUAAAUAUAGUAUCAUUUAUUCACUUGCAUGCUUCACUUUUGUUAUUGUUUUCAGAUUUCUGAUAGAAACACAACUCUAACUAUCACAUUUACCUCCAGCAGGUGAAUUGUGAUAAGUAGAGUAACAUUUUGGCACAGCCUCUGGGAUGUAGGCUUGUUUUAAUGUCAAAAAGCUAUGUAUGUUUGAGUAUAUUCUUCUGUGUUUUAGCUGCACCUACUUCACCUACGUUUUGAAUUAUAUUAUUUUAAUACGUUUCAAUUAUAUUAUUUUAAAACGUAGGAAUAUGGUGUGUGUGCUAUAGACUAUAUAGGGACUUUUUUAUAUAGAUUUUGCAGACUAAGGUUUUUUUUGUACAUUAAGACUCUGCCUCAUGUUAAGCUGUCUUUCUGAAUGUGUGUUUUUCACAGCCAUCUUUUUAAGGUGUUCUGUGAGAACUAGCAGUAUUUCUUCAUUUUGAUUACAGAGAAAUGUACUUGCUGAACACAAGUGUAUUGUUGUGUUUUAUAAUUGUAUGCAUUCCCAUAUUGUAUACUGUAUACAUAUGCAUAAAUGAACACAUAUUUAUAUGAACU